This is a messenger RNA of Rhizophagus irregularis DAOM 181602=DAOM 197198, 1050 nucleotides long. The record is from RefSeq and is a predicted model, not a curated record. NCBI's taxonomy places the organism in Eukaryota, Fungi, Glomeromycota, Glomeromycetes, Glomerales, Glomeraceae.
AUGACAAAGGGAGGAUAUGGUAUUAUUUAUAAAGCAACUUGGUCAAGUAAAAGUGAAACUGUCGUCUUAAAAAGAUUUAAAAAUUCGAAAUAUUUCUUAAAUGAGAUAAAAUCAAUUAAGUGUUUUAAAGGCAAAAAGAGUCGAUUACAUGGAAUAAAGAAAAUUAUAUAUUUUACAUCAAAUUUCAAUGGACUUGAAACUAUUCAUAAUAAAAAAUUUAUACAUCGAGACUUUCAUAGUGGAAACAUAUUUAAAUCAUCAAAUGAUGAAAUAUAUGGAGUAAUACCUUAUAUUGCGCCGGAAAUAUUUAAAGGGUCUAAAUUUUCUAAAGAAGCUGAUAUUUAUAGUUUUGGUAUGAUUAUGUGGGAACUUACAACAGGUUGUAAACCUUUUAAUAAUGUUAAACAUAAUAUUCAACUUAUUUAUAAAAUUCUUGAUGGAGAACGACCUAAAAUUACAGAAGAUACACCAGAAUGUUAUGUUAAUUUAAUGAAAAGUUGUUGGGAUUCUGAUCCAAAAAAGAGACCUUCUAUGGAAGUCAUUCGUUUGACUGUUGGUAGGUGGGAAUUUGAAAAUGUAAAUGAAAAAGAAUUUAACCAAGCUGAGAAAGAAAAAAAGAAAUUGAUAGAAUUAAAGAAGAUUGGGCCGGAAUUUGCUGAAAAAAUGUCAUCCAGAAGCUAUUUAUACAAGUAUUCAAAAAAAAAUGUUGAUUUUAAUUUAAAAUAUUAUAGUAUAAUUUACAAGAAAAUGUUGUACUCUUUAGAUGCUAAUUAUAUCUCUGAACUAGAGAGUAAUAUAGACACUAAAAGUUUAUGGUCACAAAAAUUAAAUUCUGCAAUUCAAAAUUUUUCAAUCUCUUCGGAUUCUAAUUAUAUUUCAACAGAAUUAGAGCUUGAUAUAGACACUGAAAGUUUCUUAUCACAAAAUUUAAAUUCUACAAUCCAAAAAUUUUCAACCUCUCUAAAAAAGCGAGGAAAUGAAGAAUUUUUAAAUGUUGAUACUCAUGAUAAUAAUGGAAAACGUAUUAAAACUAGUUUUAAUUAUCCAUAA